This is a messenger RNA of Astyanax mexicanus (Mexican tetra), 1465 nucleotides long. RefSeq names its product SAP30 binding protein (gene sap30bp). The coding region runs from base 52 to 969 and encodes 305 amino acids. The record is from RefSeq and is a predicted model, not a curated record. Gene Ontology annotation, biological process: regulation of DNA-templated transcription. NCBI's taxonomy places the organism in Eukaryota, Metazoa, Chordata, Actinopteri, Characiformes, Acestrorhamphidae. Gene Ontology annotation, cellular component: nucleus. The transcript has 11 exons.
GCGGUUCGGCGCAUGCGCAGUGAGCAGCUCGGGCCGGCGCAGUAAGCAGUAAUGGCGGGCAGUAAGAAGAGCGCCCUGCUCUCCUCUUUAGCGGCUUAUGGAGACGAUUCAGAACCGGAGUCUGAGCCCGAGACCGGGGAGCAAGAAGCUCACGGUGGAUUGGUGUCAGCUGGUUACGGUGAUGAUGAGGUCAGCAGGGUGAAAGAUGGCGAAGAGAACGCCUCAGAGAAUGAGGACAGCGAUGAAAACGACAGGAAUUCGGAAGAGGACGAUUCUGAGUCAGGAGAACCCCAAGAUGAAUUAAAGGAGGUGAUUACGGGGGAGAGGAGGGAUCCAAACGAGUUGGUCGCCCAGUUUUCAGAGAAGGUGAGGAACAUGUCUCCUGAAGAGAUUCGGAUUCCUCCAGAACCACCCGGACGUUGCCCUGGCCAUCUGCAGGAGAAGAUCUAUAAGCUGUACGAGCGGAAGCUCCACGGAGAUUUCGACACUAACAGCCACAUUCAGAAGAAGAAGGAAUUCCGUAAUCCGAGUAUUUAUGAGAAGCUGAUCCAGUACUGUGGAAUCGAUGAGCUUGGCACCAACUACCCAAAAGACAUGUUUGACUCCCAUGGCUGGUCUGAGGAUUCGUAUUACGAAUCAUUAGCUAAAGCACAGAAGGUGGAGAUGGAAAAACUUGAAAAAGCUAAAAAAGAAAGGACUAAGAUUGAGUUCGUAACGGGUACAAAGAAAGGUACAACUACGAGCACAGCUGCAGUCACCACCAGCACCACCACCGCCACGUCAACAGCAGAGGCCCAGAAGAGGAAGAGUAAGUGGGACUCGGCGGUUCCAGUAACUUUGGCCCAGCCAGCUCUACUCACAACGACAGCAACUCUCCCUGGCGUCGUAUCGGUCACCACCACAGCCAGUGGCACCAAGACCACAGUCAUCUCCGCCGUGGGCACCAUUCUGAAAAAGGCCAAGCAGUGACACACCUGGAGGUCACCUGAAUUCAGAGAUGUCCCCAUCAAAAGACAUUCUGGACUAUUUUUAAAAAGCCCCACCAGGAACUGUUCACUCUCCGGCGGCCAACGACCACAGACUGACUGCAGACGACCCGCCCUGUCCCAGCCCUUGCCCUUGAAACAACGUCUGUGUGUUAUUUUACAGUACUUUAGUCUGUCAUUUUUCGCCACAUUGUUUAUUAAUGCCGGGACUGUGUUUAAUUCUUUCAAGCCCAUUUUAUCUGUAUAUGUUUGUUUUUUUAUAGACUGCUUCAGAAAGUAAAAUUAUGCAAAUAACUCAGAAACCAACUCAGUUUCCUUUUGUGUUCCUGCCUUGAAGUCAAUUUUUUUUUCCAGUUUUCAGAUGUCUUGGAUAUUGGAUAUUAAUGUGUUCAUAUUGAGCCGAGUCAACGCUAUGUUUUUCCCCCAUACCCCCCACCCCCAAGACUGUUAGAAAUAAAUGUUUUGUAUUGUUGUGUAAA